This is a messenger RNA of Lathyrus oleraceus (garden pea), 806 nucleotides long. RefSeq names its product putative E3 ubiquitin-protein ligase RING1a. Lineage: Eukaryota; Viridiplantae; Streptophyta; Magnoliopsida; Fabales; Fabaceae. The coding region runs from base 44 to 610 and encodes 188 amino acids. The record is from RefSeq and is a predicted model, not a curated record. The transcript is spliced from 8 exons.
UAAAAGCAACUUCAAAGUAAAAAAAUCACUUCGCUUGAACACAAUGUCACAACAUUCUCACGUCGUCGAAGAGUCUCUCCAAGAGAACGAAGAGACUAAGAAUGAAGAGAAACCCGAAGAUGAACCUGAAUUGAAUCAAAGGCUUUCCUCUGAACAUGAAGAAGAAGCUGAUAAAGAAGAAGCCGAGGAAGAAGAAGAAGGAGAGGAGGAGGAGGAAGAAGAAGAGACUGAGGAAGAAGAAGAAGAAGAAGAAGGAGAGGAGGAGGAGGAAGAAGAAGAGGAAGUGGAAGAGAGGUAUCUGAUGGUAGAUUUAUCUUCAUUACGGAAAGAAAUCGAAUGCCCUAUCUGUCUGGGCAUCAUUCGUAACACAAGUACUGUAAUGGAAUGCAUGCAUCGCUUUUGCAGAGACUGCAUACACAAGAGCAUACGACUUGGUAACAACGAAUGUCCUGUCUGUCGUGCACAUUGUCCUAGUCGAAGGUCACUAAGAGAUGAUCCAACCUAUGAUGCUUUGAUUCAAGUUAUAUGUCCAGAUAUUGACAAGUAUGAGAAAGAGGAAUUGGCUUUGAUGAAACAAGAAUUGGAUCAGCCUAAUAAGAAGGCGCCUUAAAAGCUUCAGAUGCAUCCGAUGUUGUGGGAUUGGUAGGGUGGCACUUUGUGUAACUUUGAUGAAAUACUUUUGUUACUGUGCACUAGUUUACAACAGCCACACCAUAUUAAACAUUCAAUACUUUUGUGAGUGGACAGUAUUGUUAUGGUUUGAAACUAUUAGAUCAAUAUAUAUUUGUGUUUUAUUAGAAUAUUAA